AUGCCCCCACCUCAUGCCCCACCACAUAUCAGGCUGAUCUUCUCCCUCCCCCAGGGCCAUGCGCGCAGCCAGUCUGGGUGUCUUGCAACGGCCCGCCCGUUGGUGGGCAGCGGUGGGGCUGGGCACCGACGUGCCCACUCCUCCAGCGGGCAUCCCCACCAGGGCAUCCUGGCCAUGCCUGGGCACGCCCGUCGCCCCAGCGCUCAAUACCAGGUCACUUUCCGCGAUCCUUCCUACGACGGAUCUCGCCUCGGCGCUGCGACCGACGAUCCUUCGCAGCUGGAAGCUUUGUUGCCGCAGCGCGACUGUGCGGCGCCUGCACGUCCUGCGCAGGGUCCUAUUCCUACGCAGGGUCCUAUUCCUGCGCCAUGUCCUAUUCCUGCGCCAUGUCCUAUUCCUGCGCCAUGUCCUAUUCCUGCGCAUGGUCCUAUUCCUGCGCCAUGUCCUAUUCCUGUGCAGGGUCCUAUUCCUGCGCAUGGUCCUAUUCCUGCGCAUGGUCCCAUUCCAGCGCAGGGUCUUGUCCAUCCUGUUCCCGUAGAUGCGGCCGUCAGUUUGAACCCUGCCGUCGCUCUGGGGUUUAUGGACCAAGAGAGGCAUCUUGACCCUGCUCGUGAAGGCGGCAAUGUAGGGGCACGCGAUCGAAGUUAGCAAGGGUCACUUGCUGGGCAUGAACCCAUGAGGAGAAGAGUUAAGACCCCCAAGAGCCACACUUUAAUAUUGGAUUUUAACUUCAAUUUGACCAGCCACUGAUUGGUGACCAGCAACUGAUUGGUGACCAGCAACUGAUUGGUGACCAGCAACUGAUUGGUGACCUGCAAACCAGGGUUUAGCGUGAGGGUUUUCUGAGGGUUUAGCUCUAUUGCUCGCAUCUCCAAGGGCGUAUGUCCAUGUUCAGGUUUUCUGAAUCUCGUGACAUAUUUGAACGUGGUUAAGUAUUUGUUUUGUUGCUGUAAUCUGUACGGAGUUAAACUCCCUCUUCAAUAAUAUUAGAAUAAUUCCGUAAGUUGAACGGAGCUGUGUUGUGACAGCGGCCGUUGUUGAUUGUGCAUUGCUCGCUGUCUCAGAUACUGGGAACCUCCUGGUGUUAUUCCAUUGAUAUUGAAAGAUUGUUCUUCUUAGUUCUCUGAGUGGUAGCUCUAGACGUCCCAUUAUAUUUAUUGAUAAUUAAUGACUUGUGCUAGUGAGGCGGCUCUUUCUUGCUUCACUUCACUUUUUAAGCUGAAUGCUUCACGUUAACGAGCUUCUAAAUGCGUUUAGAGUAAUAUUGUGUUGAUUUAUCUUCUAUACUCACCAAGGGAGAUAUCUCAGUAUAUUUUAAUGUGUAGCAAAAGCGCUGCAGAAUAGUUAGAGCGAGACGCAAUCUCGUAGCCGAGUCUCGCGAUGUCAUUACACCUUGGUGCAAUGUUUUAGAUCUGCAAUAUUUGAUUACAUGCCGUGCAAUGUUCCAACUCUGCAAUAUUAAUUACCUCGACUAAAAUAUCUAAGUCUUAUUAACUAUUUAUGUCAUGCAUUUUGUGAAGCGGUUACUGUCUCUGAUUUUAAAAUUCUUGUUUGUACUGGGCCUAAUUUAAGGUUAUUUCCGCAAGUGAGAAAUUGGUUUAUUAUUUGUAUGGAUGAAAGUGUUUGUUUCUACCAUCACGAGGCUCGGUCGUGUGGAUGUAUGUUCAUCAACACGACCUGCAUUAUUGACUUCGUAAUUCCUUCCUUACUAUUGUUAUUGUCUUCCACUUUAUUGUUUUUCAUAUGUGCCACUUAUUACUACAUUGGUAUCACUUCUUUUCUUCACGUUGUGUUUUGUCUUCAUUAGUGGUUUUCUUUAGUCGUUAUGAUUUUGUUCGUGUGAAUCCUUGGUUUCUCUUCCUUACUAUCGUCGACUGGUCCUAAUGCUAUUGAUAUUUAUUGUAUUGCUAUUGUGUGUAUUGCUUCGUGAUCAAUAUUUAUGUGAUGCUUAAUUUAUGGACCGUAACAUAGAGCGCCAGUCUGGGCAACUCGACUACCUAACUACUUCCUUUUAUUGCUCCAUUCUUUAAUAUUUCCUGGCCCCAAUCAUGGGAAUAAGAUAGGGGCCAUAUAAACCUAACCCGUUCAUAUUCCCUGUCUCCAAGCCUUGACCAGAUCCUUCAGUUGCUAUUAGCCUUUGACCAUUUGCCUUCACUCGACUCGAAGUCUUAGGCUACUAGCCUCCCAUUAAACUUUGCCCGCUGUU
This is a messenger RNA of Hyalella azteca, 2206 nucleotides long. Its product is annotated as tetra-peptide repeat homeobox protein 1-like. Bases 1 to 648 code for a protein of 215 amino acids. The record is from RefSeq and is a predicted model, not a curated record. NCBI's taxonomy places the organism in Eukaryota, Metazoa, Arthropoda, Malacostraca, Amphipoda, Hyalellidae. The transcript has 2 exons.